AUGGGUUCUCGCCGUCGUCCCAGUCCUACCACUGCCCUAGUCUUGGUGCUGCUAUGGCUCUACUAUACGCCGCGCCGGACCUUCUCACUCUCCUUCAACCUCAACUUCUCCGACCCCAGCGCCUUCUCGUCUAUCGUCACCGCCGGCGACGCAUCCAUCAGUGCACCCACGCUCGAGCUCACAAGAAAUGCACGCCAAUUUCCCGACAUUCGGAACAGCGUCGGACGGGCGACGUUCGCGCACAAAGUGCGGCUAUGGAGCAGCGCCACUCGCGAGAUGGCUAGCUUCACCACCAACUUCUCCUUCCAAAUUACUCCUGCUCCUGCUGCAUACAACAUUCCAUUUCCCUACGGUGAUGGGAUGGCCUUCUUCCUCGGGCAUUUCCCUACGGCGAUCCCGCAGAACAGCUCCGGCCGCAACCUCGGCCUCCUCACGGACUUCACUACCGGGACAGGCGACGGCCGGAUCGUGGCCGUGGAGUUCGACACAUACUCCAACCCGAUAUAUAAUGAUAUCAACGGGAACCAUGUCGGCAUCGACGUCAACUCCCUCUACUCCAUGGCGUCCACGGACACUACAACCUCGCCGGGAAAGAACCUCUCGUCGUCCAUUGUUAUGGAAGCCACGGUGACGUACCACAAUGACACCAAGAUGCUGGCCGUUGAUCUCCUCAUCGGCGACGCUUUGUACCGGGUCAACGCAACCGUUGACCUGAGCAGAAUUUUGCCGGAGGAGGUAGCUGUUGGCUUCUCCGCGGCGACUGGCUUAUCUGCGGCUGGGCUACAGCAGGUGCUGUCAUGGUCAUUCAGUUCAACUCUACCUGAUUUUCCAACCAGCAACAGCUACAAAAAGUUGGUAAAAAUCCUACUAUCUGUACUAGUUCCUGUACUUUUUUUCUUGGUAUGUGCGGUUGUGGCAUGGCGGCGACACAAGAAAAUAAGAGCAAAUAAGCAUGGCCAAGAACAGUGUGUCGGCAGAGCUGGCCUCGAGAGAGGUGUAGCUGCCGGCGGCCCCGGGCGGUACACGUACCGCGAGCUGGUUGCCGCAACAAGCAACUUCGCGGAGGAGAAGAAGCUGGGACGAGGCGGCUUCGGGGGCGUUUACGGGGGUCACCUCACACUCAAACACGCUGCCGACCGUCGGGCGGUGGCUGUAAAGAUGUUGUCAGCAGAGUCAUCGGCGCAGGGGCGGAGGGAGUUUGAGGCAGAGGUGAGGAUCAUCAGCAGGCUGAAACAUCGCAACCUUGUGCAGCUGCUGGGCUGGUGCGACAGCCGCAAGGGGCUCCUCCUCGUCUACGAGCUGGUCACGGAGGGCAGUCUAGACAGGUAUCUCUACAACAACAACAGAUGCUUGACAUGGCCACAAAGGUACAAGAUCAUCCUCGGCUUGGGAUCGGCGUUGCGCUACCUCCAUGGAGAGUUUGAGCAGUGCAUCGUGCACGGCGACAUUAAGCCCAGCAACAUCAUGCUCGACUCGUCGCUCAGCACCAAGCUCGGGGACUUCGGGUUAGCUCGGCUCGUUGACCACGGCACCGGGUUAAUGCAGACCACCAAGGCUGUGCUCGGCACCGCCGGCUACAUUGACCCGGAGUUCGUCAACACCCGCCGGCCCAGCACCGACUCUGACGUGUAUAGUUUCGGCAUCGUCCUACUGGAGAUCGUCUCUGGCCGGCUGCCGGUCACCGAAACCGCGGGGAAACCCUUCUCACUGCUCAAAUGGGUGUGGAGCCUGUACGGCAGGGAUAAAAUCCUAGACGCGGUGGACCCGCGGCUAAGGAGUGUCGAGGACAACGAGUGGUGGAUGGAGCGGGUGCUCGUCGUUGGGCUCUGGUGCGCACUCCCGGACCGGAGCGAGCGGCCGUCCGUCGGGCAGGCCAUGAACGUCCUUGAGUCAGACGAGGCAAGGCUACCGGAGCUACCGCCGUACAUGUACAGGUCCGCACGGCCGGAUCCUGGGUCGUUCGGCCGGCACGGUAAUUUCUCCAUCGACAGCCCCGACCCCAGUUUUGUUCGCUCUUCUUCGGGCAACACCGGCGACACCAUUCUUUUCCCGGACUCAUCGCCGACUGUGUCGGUUUCAUGUUCCAGGUUUCCAACGGUAUAG
Messenger RNA from Triticum turgidum subsp. durum (durum wheat), 2103 nucleotides. NCBI's taxonomy places the organism in Eukaryota, Viridiplantae, Streptophyta, Magnoliopsida, Poales, Poaceae. The record is from the annotation of a GenBank genome assembly.